This is a messenger RNA of Cyprinodon tularosa, 3917 nucleotides long. RefSeq names its product glutamate receptor ionotropic, delta-1-like. Gene Ontology annotation, cellular component: postsynaptic membrane; plasma membrane. Bases 356 to 3565 code for a protein of 1069 amino acids. Gene Ontology annotation, biological process: synaptic transmission, glutamatergic; modulation of chemical synaptic transmission; monoatomic ion transport. Gene Ontology annotation, molecular function: glutamate-gated receptor activity; transmitter-gated monoatomic ion channel activity involved in regulation of postsynaptic membrane potential. The transcript has 18 exons. The record is from RefSeq and is a predicted model, not a curated record. NCBI's taxonomy places the organism in Eukaryota, Metazoa, Chordata, Actinopteri, Cyprinodontiformes, Cyprinodontidae.
UCCUCCCGCUCCUCCGCAGUUUGCAGUGAUGUCUCAGACUCGGAGGUAGAGAGUCAGAGCUGCUCGUCCGGCGGAUCUUCACCUCUGAAUCAGACCCCCGGUGUCUCCUAUCAUCCUCCCCCUCUCUUCUCCUCUCACCUCCCGGCUCUGCUGCUCUCCGGAGCCCUGGAAGCUUCUCUCUUCUUCUCCAUCCUCCUCCUUCCGCUUGAAUCGGAACAACAGUUUGUUCAGAGGGAUUUAGUUUUCUGCUCAACACUUCGCUACUGCCGCUUAUUCUCGGAUUUGCUCAGAAGUGAAAGAAGCAAAGAAUCGGCGCGGUGGAUCCGCGGAAGCUCCUCUGGGGCUCGAACUGGAGAUGGAGAUGCUGAUAUUAAUGUUUCACUCCCUGUGGAUAUUGGGAUGCAACACCGUGAGCGCCGACUCCAUCAUCCACAUCGGUGCGAUAUUUGAAGAGAACGCGGUGCGAGACGAUGAGGUGUUUCAGCUGGCCGUGUCAGACCUCAGUCUGAGCGACGACAUCCUCCACAGCGAGAAGAUCACUCAUUCCAUCAAACUCAUUGAGCCCAACAACCCUUUCCAGGCGGUGCAGGAAGCCUGUGAGCUGAUGAACCAGGGCAUCCUGGCGUUGGUCACCUCCACAGGCUGCGCCUCGGCCAGCGCCCUGCAGUCCCUGACGGACGCCAUGCACAUCCCCCACCUGUACAUCCAGAGGAACGGUGACGGCUCUCCCAGGACGGCCUGCCAGUUCAACCCCAGCCCCGGAGGGCAGCGCUACACGCUGGCAGCCCGGCCGCCCGUACGCCUCAACAAUGUGAUGCUGACGCUGGUGGAGGAGCUGCGCUGGCAGAAGUUCAUCGUCUUCUACGACGUGGAGUACGACAUCCGCGGCCUGCAGGGCUUCCUGGACCAGACGUCCCGUCAGGGUGUGGAUGUGGCGCUGCAGAGGGUGGACAGGAACAUCAGCAAGGUCUUCACCAACCUGUUCACCACCAUGAGGACUGAGGAGCUGAACCGCUACCGGGACACGCUACGCAGAGCCAUCCUCCUGCUCAGCCCACAGGGGGCGCACAUGUUCAUCCAACAGGCUGUGGAAACAAACUUGGCCUCCAAGGACAGCCACUGGGUCUUUGUGAAUGAGGAAAUCAGCGACACUGAGAUCCUGGAGCUGACCCACAGCGCUCUGGGCCGCAUGACUGUGAUCCGGCAGAUCUUCCCGCUCUGGAGGGACAGCAGCACUCGGUGCAUGAGGCAGAACCACCGGGUCUCCUCACUGCUCUGCGACCCACAGGAAGGAUACCUGCAGAACCUGGAGGUGUCCAACCUCUACCUGUAUGACAGCGUGUUGAUGCUGGCCAACGCUUUCUACAGGAAGCUGGAGGACAGGAAGUGGCACAGCAUGGCAAGCCUGAACUGCAUCAGAAAGUCCACCAAGCCAUGGAACGGAGGCUGGUCGAUGCUGGAGACCAUCCAGAAGGGAAACAUCACAGGUCUGACAGGAACAAUGGACUUUAAGGAUAGCGGCUCAAACUCCCACGUCCAGUUUGAGAUCAUCGGCUCCAGCUUCAGCGAAACCUUCGGCAAAGACAUCAAAAGGCUGGCGACAUGGGACUCAGUUCACGGACUAAACGGGAGUCUGAAGGAGAGUCGGAUAGAGAGCGGGAUGCAGGGGCUGACGGUCAAAGUGGUCACACUGCUGGAGGAUCCUUUCGUCAUGGUGGCAGAGAACAUCCUCGGGCAGCCCAAGAGAUAUAAAGGAUUCUCAAUUGACGUGCUGGAUGCCCUCGCUAAGAUCCUGGGCUUUAAAUAUGAGAUCUAUCAGGUUGCAGACAGCAAAUACGGCUCUCAGCUUCCCAAUGGCUCCUGGAACGGGAUGAUCGGAGAUCUCAUCAACAAGAGAGCCGACCUGGCGGUGUCAGCCAUCACCAUCACACCAGAGAGGGAAAACGUGGUCGACUUCAGCAAGCGUUACCUUGACUACAGCGUUGGCAUCCUUCUGCGAAAGCCUGAGGAGAAGAUCAACAUCUUCUCCCUGUUCGCCCCCUUCGACCUGGCAGUAUGGGCCUGCAUUGCUGCUGCCAUCCCAGUAGUGGGAGUCCUCAUCUUCCUGCUCAACAGGCUGCAGGCUCUGCGCUCCUCUUCCUCCCAGAAUGCACCACCAGGCCAUCUUACUAAUGAAGUGGGGUCCGGCACGCUGCACAGCGCCAUCUGGAUCGUUUAUGGAGCGUUCGUUCAGCAAGGAGGUGACAGCGUGGUUGGCUCGGUGGCUCUGAGGAUCGUCAUGGGCAGCUGGUGGCUCUUCACGCUCAUCGUGUGUUCAUCGUAUACGGCCAACUUGGCAGCAUACCUCACGGUUUCACGCAUGGACCAUGCCAUACGGUCCUUCCAGGACUUGGCGAGGCAGAUUGAGGUGGACUAUGGCACAGUAAGAGACUCUGCUGUCUACGACUACUUCAGGAACAAAGGCACCAACCCUCUGGAGCAGGACAGCACGUACGCAGAGCUGUGGAGAACCAUCAGCAAGAAUGACGGCUUGGACUACUCUGUGUCCAGCCCCUCCGAAGGCAUCCGCAAGGCAAAGAAGAGCCCCUACGCCUUCCUGUGGGACAUGGCAGUGCUGGAGUAUGCAGCGUUGACAGACGAUGACUGUGCUGUCACCGUGUCAGGAAACAGCAUGAGCAGCAAAGGCUACGGCAUCGCCAUGCAGCACGGCAGCCCCUACAGAGACCUCUUCUCUCAGAAGAUCCUGGAGCUGCAGGAGAGAGGCGACCUGGACAUCAUGAAGCAGAAGUGGUGGCCUCGUACGGGACGCUGUGACCUCAGCAGCCAUGCCAGCGCCCAUCCUGACGGCCGCUCCCUCAAGCUGCACAGCUUUGCUGGCAUCUUCUGCAUCCUGGCCGCCGGCCUCCUGCUGGCCUGCAUGGUGGCCGGCCUGGAAGCGUGGUGGAACAGCAACCGCUGUGGGCAGGAGCAGCCCAAAGAGGUCACUAAGGAUUACAGACUGGCAAGGGUUUCUGGUCCAUUGACAUAUAAUGACAUUACAACUGCUUCAUCGGAAGGGAGGAGGGACAUUUGGACAGACAGAGAGAGAGGCUGGGAUGAAGCAGAAGCAAUUGAUACAGGACAAGGAGGUGAAUCUGGAACAGGUGCAUCGCCGUAUGAACAGUCUUUUGGACGAGGACUUGGCCCACAAGCAGAUCCCCGGACCCUCUAUCGAGAUCUCUGCGCUGGACAUCGGCAGCGUGCAGCCCAGCCAGGGCUCUCUGGUUCCGGGCCCGGAAUACCCGCCAUCGGGUCUCACUGUGACCACCUACCUGCCCCGGGAGGGACCCCCACCUCCCCCUCUUCCCCAUCCUCACCAUGGGGGGACCCUAGGCAGGACGCUGCCCCAAUCCCAGGGCCCUGGGUUGCCCCCCCACCACCCUCUCAGCAGCACCAGCCUCAGCGGCACCAUGCAGUGCAAACACCGGGCUCCCAACGGGGGGCUCUUCCGGCAGAGCCCUGGCAAGACACCCAUGCCAAUAUCCUACCAGGCAGUCUCCGCAGGACCCAUACCCGAAGCCAUUGAUCCCUCCCACAGUACAUCCAUAUAGAGACAGGAUGGGAGGGGGAGGCAGGAGGGGGCGGGGCAGGGAGGGGAGGAGAACUACAUCUGGGCCGGCAUGUGAGGUGGGCUGGGGGGCUUCAGGAGGGACACAAAUGUACAAAUUGAAAACAUUUUUUUAUCCAACUGUGAGCUCAGAAAAGCUGUUUCAAAGAAAAUAAACUGGGGGGGGGGGGGGGGGGGGGUGUACAUGUUCCUGUACAUAUCUGUAAAUAUCCAGAUGAGUGAGUUCAAAGUGUAUUUUGAAUAUUCUCAAUUUUGAAUUUUGAAGUUGAGUUAUAAAAAACAAAAAGAUAAAAAUCUACAUGAAACAUUC